AUAACAACAGCUUAGAAACAUAAUCUACUGCUAUAUAUACUGAUUUGAUAACUUGAGGACGCACUUUGUCUUUCUAAUUUUAUUGUCUAAAUGGAGAUUUUUUUUUUUGUCCUUCACAGAAAGUCCAGAAAGAGUGCUCCCACAAUCCUCCUGGUCAGCAUCUGUGUGUGUAUGACCAUCUAUUACUUCCUCUUCCUGUUUGGAAUCAAAAACCCCAAUGCCAGUUUAGACCGGGACAUCAGAGCGUCAGAGGAAAACACCAUCCCGUCCUCUGACCUCCACCAGGAGCCUGACAAAGGGCCCUGCACUGCGUUCACUGCCCUGAUGCAGUACUUCCUGUUAGCCACCUUCACCUGGAACACACUCUACGCUGGGCACAUAUUCGUACUCAUCAGAAAAACCCUCUCAGGUCCACCGAGAGGAUCCCUGGCGGUGUCCAUAGCUAUAGGCUGGGGAUUCCCUGCUGUUGUGGUUGCAAUCACACUGGGAGUGACUUACAGAGUGGAUGAUCCUUUGGGCUAUCGACGAGAAGAGUUGUGAGUAGUAACAGCCAAUGCAGUCAUAAAUGAAGACGUUAAAAGAAAUAAUCAAAACUGAUUGAAGUUAUGAUGUAAUUAUGGUGAACUGACCUUGUCAGCCAUAAUGUACAGAUGUUACUAAUGUUUCAGCUGUUGGCUUGCGGCUCUGAACCAAGAUGAGGAGUUUGACUUCGGAAAGCCACUUUUUUGGGGCUUUUUGCUUCCAGUAGCUAUUAUGCUGCUUUUGAAUACUACAGUGUUAAUAUACUUUGGAAUUUCUACAUGCAAGAAGGAUCCCCUGUUAAGCAGGUAACUUGUUCACAUUUCGUACAAAUUGUCAGGUGUGUUCAUGGAAUAAUAACUACAUUCUUCCAAGUUCUCACUCGUCAGUUUUUAUGAUGUGUCUAUAAUAAACUAAUUUACAAACCAGGUUAACUGUUCAUGGGAUAGACAAAAAACUUUGUACAGAUGUACCACAAAAUUAAUUAAUUUACCAAGACUAAUGAUUUCCAGCCCUCAUGCAUACUCCCAUCACAACCACAGUGUUUUCACAACACAUAUACAUUGAAAGAGAGUUUAUAGAAGUACAAACGAUUGCAUGUUUGGCUGACACUUAAAUGCACAUGCAAAC
Messenger RNA from Clupea harengus (Atlantic herring), 1149 nucleotides. RefSeq names its product adhesion G-protein coupled receptor G7-like. Gene Ontology annotation, biological process: G protein-coupled receptor signaling pathway; cell surface receptor signaling pathway. The coding region runs from base 91 to 540 and encodes 149 amino acids. Gene Ontology annotation, cellular component: membrane. NCBI's taxonomy places the organism in Eukaryota, Metazoa, Chordata, Actinopteri, Clupeiformes, Clupeidae. The record is from RefSeq and is a predicted model, not a curated record. Gene Ontology annotation, molecular function: G protein-coupled receptor activity. The transcript has 2 exons.